GGAAUAUAUGUUUUAUACAUGGAACUUGGCCUGGCAUUGCCUGCCUUCAUUCUCUCCAUUGUACGUUGCCUCUGUCACUCGUCACCAUGAAGGUUCCUUCGCUUCACUGGUCAGCAUGGCUGCUGGCCACAUCCGUGCUUGCGGGAGCGCCAUUCCAGGGCAAACUCAACGGCUUUCCCGUGAAUCCCUACGACCCAUUCUGUGCCAUGUCCUGCUUGCGGUCUUUGUCCAGCUUGAUGCUCUCCUGCUCCAGCAUGGGCGAUACGGUUGGAAUGAUGACCAUGUCGACAAGCUCAGCGUGUUGGGCAGAGAGUACGCCUUAUCUGACCAGCCUUGCCUGGUGCAUGCAUACCAAAUGUUCCGAAUACAACAUUACGAAUUCGAAACUCGAGUAUUUUUGGGAAACUCAAACCACUGGCCAAUCCAACGCCGGGGAGAUAGGUGUUCCACCGAAGUGGUCCUACUCCGAGGCGCUCGCAAGCGUCUCUAGUCUGCCAACAGUUCAACUCACUCCAAGCGACAAAUGGCUCAACACCACGUCCCUAGUCUCGCCGCUUGUCUAUCAAGAGCAAUGGAAUGUCUUGACAAGUGUGCAGCGCGAAACGGCACAUGAGAAUGCUUACGGUAUCGCAAUGCUCGUCACUGGUUUCGGAACACCUAUAGUACUUACGUGGAUCGGAUACCUGCCGUUCCUCGCCACCCUCUUCAGGAAGCUCAAGCCUCGUCUCGUCUGGCCGAGCCUCGUCGGCACGUACCAAGUCCGCCCGCUUCCUUUCCUGCUUGGCAAUGCGCCUACUGUGGGCCAAACAUUCUACAUCGUAAUGUUUCUCAUUCUCAACAUUGUCCUGACUGCGGUCAAUUUCCAGUCUCGGCAGCCCAAUGCGUGGUACUCGAGCACAUGGACCGAGAUCAUGGCCUACGUCCUCUACCGGACGGGGGCCUUUGCCUACAUCAUCGCCCCUCUCAUUUGGCUCUUCGCCGGAAGGAACAACAUUCUACUCUGGACAACGAACUGGUCGCAUUCAACAUUCCUCGUGCUGCAUCGCUGGGUCGCCCGUAUUUUUACGUUACAGGUGCUCCUUCACUCCGUUCUUGCCGUGAUCCUGUAUAAGGCUGAAGGGACGUAUGCCGAGGAAGUUAAAGCGCCAUACUGGAUCUGGGGCAUCGUCGCUACUCUCUGCUGCGUCGUUCUUACGUUUGGUAGCGGUCUCCACGUGCGUAAGUACGCAUACGAGUUCUUCUUGCUCGAGCAUAUUGUAUUUUCCCUCAUUCUCAUUGUCGGCUGCUGGUACCACGCCUAUGAUUUAUACAAGUACCUUGGCGGAUACGAGGACUGGAUGAUCGCCGUCUCGGCACUCUGGAUGUUUGACCGCCUGGGGCGUGUUUUGCGCAUAGCCAUCGCCGGCCCGCGUCGAGCCAGAGUCACGGUACUCAGCGAAGACUACGUCCGCGUCGACGUCCCCGGCAUCCGCUGGGGCUCCGAGCCCGGCAAGCACGUCUAUCUCUACUUCCCUACGCUCCAUCCACUGCGGCCGUGGGAGAACCAUCCGUUUUCUGUCCUGCAGACAGCUCUGCUGCGGCAGCAGUCCCACUCGCACCUCGGCUCCGACUCCAUCAGCCAGAACUCGGCGAACCGGCCAGACGAUCACCACGACAUAGAGAAGACUACAGCCAAGGCGGUUACGGCUGUGCCGCACCACGCCCGUCCCGACAUGGGUCUGACGCUCUAUAUUCGCAGGUCGGCCGGCGCGACCAAGCACCUGGCCGCACAUGACAGCCUCUUCACGCUCGUCGAGGGCCCGUACCCGAAUAACCCCACUCGCGAGGUCCUCCGCUGCGACCGCCUGCUGCUCGUGUGCGGCGGCAUCGGUAUCACGGGAGUUUUGCCCUUCGUCAACACUCACUGGAACGUCAAGCUAGCCUGGAGUGUUAGGGAGUCGGCCCGCUGCCUGGUCGAGGACUUGGACGGCGCGCUGAGCGCUGUUGCGGACAAAGAGGUUAGGGUUGGGAGCAGACUGGACGUCGGGCAGCUACUGCAGGAGGAGAUGGAGGCUGGCUGGGAGAGAGUCGGUGUUGUUGUCUGCGGGCCUGGUGGGCUUUGCGACGAUGUCAGGGCGGCUGUUGUGGCGGCUGGCAAGCUUGGAAAGACGGAGUUUGAGCUUGAGGUGGAGGCGUACUCGUGGUAA
Messenger RNA from Phialemonium atrogriseum, 2186 nucleotides. RefSeq lists its product as uncharacterized. Gene Ontology annotation, biological process: copper ion import; iron ion transport; intracellular iron ion homeostasis. The record is from RefSeq and is a predicted model, not a curated record. Gene Ontology annotation, cellular component: plasma membrane. Lineage: Eukaryota; Fungi; Ascomycota; Sordariomycetes; Cephalothecales; Cephalothecaceae. Bases 87 to 2186 code for a protein of 699 amino acids. The transcript has 2 exons. Gene Ontology annotation, molecular function: ferric-chelate reductase activity.